This is a messenger RNA of Meleagris gallopavo (turkey), 2250 nucleotides long. Lineage: Eukaryota; Metazoa; Chordata; Aves; Galliformes; Phasianidae. The record is from RefSeq and is a predicted model, not a curated record.
GGCGACGAGGACUGCGACAGCGACGAUGCGGACUGCUGGGAUAUCGGCGUGGCGUGCCGGCGGACGCAGCAGCUGGAUGAGUUGCCGCCAGCAGACAAGAAAGAUGCGUUUCAGAAAGCUCUGACAAGUGGUGAUGUGUCGCUUAUUGAAGAACUCUUAAAACUCAGUAUCUUAAUUUUGACAGGUGUAAACAUAGAAGCUAGCAUUCAGUUUGGAUGGACCCCCCUGAUGCAUGCUGCCAGUGUGGCUGAUGAUGCAGUAGUACGUCUUCUUCUGGACAGAGGUGCUAAUGCAUGUUUUGAAAUAGAUAAGUACACGGUCCUGAUGGCAGCCUGUGCUGCUCAUGCUUCAGAGAAAAAGAUCUUGAAGACCGUAGAACUACUUCUGUCAAGGAAUGUUGACCCUAACCUUACUUGCAGGAAGCAAAUGACUCCACUGAUGUAUGCAGCUAGAAGAGGCUAUCCUCACGUUGUUAGUCUUCUUGUUGCUCAUGGAUCACACGUAAAUGCUCAAGAUGAAAACGGAUAUUCAGCAUUAAUAUGGGCAGCACAUCAUGGACAUAAAAAUGUAGUCUUUAUAUUGCUUGAGCUUGGAGCUGACAAAAAUCUACAGACGAAGGAUAAGAAAACAGCAGCAGAGAUAGCAAAAAUCAAUGAACAUUCAGAGAUUUAUAGUUUACUCUCUUUGACUGUAAAUCACUUGCAAGGGAAAUACUGUGGGACAGUGAAGCAGGAGACUAUGUACAAAUUUCUGACAGCUGCCUCUGCCCACAGUGUGAGUUCCUGUUCAACUUUAGAUGCCAUGGAAGUGUUUUUACAUGGUAUUGGUCUAGAACACAUAAUAGGAUUAUUGAAGGACAGAGAUGUAUACUUAUGGCAGCUUCUGACCAUGCAAAAAGAAGAGAUGAUACAGAUAGGUAUUACAAAUCCUGUAGAUCAACAGAAACUCCUAGAUGCCAUUAAUGAGCUGCAAGUGGAAGAAACAAGAUUUAGAGACCUUCCUGAAUUAGCGAAUCUGGAAGUCAGUGGAGAUGAAUGCCUCAAGUUUCUUCAGAAGUUAAAUAAAGAGUGUAGCAACCUGACUGUUCCUGUGCAGACCAUAAAUAAACACUUCCUCGAAAAUUCUCACAAGAUGGUUCUGCGGUGGGCACCAACUGAAAGAUACAUUGAAGUUUGCAGAGACUUGAUUUGCAAUGUUGAAAAGUUGGGAGAAGAAGUUAAGAGACUGAACGAAUUUGUGGCAAAGGAAGAAGAGCAGAGGAGUGACCUCAGCCUAGUGGUGUUUCCAGAAAAAUCACUCACCUUGGAAAAAAGAUUAGUAAAAAUGGGAGCAGUAACGUUACUUGGGUUUGGGUUUUUCUUUUUUAUAACUAAGUUAGCGGUAAAGAAAAGCUGACUCUUUCACUGCUGUGAAUAACUUGUGCUCAAUGUAUGUAGCAAAGCUGAAUUCACAUGAAAAUUUGUGUAGUUUCAUCAUAUCUGUCACAUUUACAUUUGGUACCUAUUUUGAUCUAGCUGUAAAAUGAUUAAACAUCAAAUCUGUUCGCUUUAAUGUAUCUUAAUGUUUUAGAUUCAAAGUUAUUUCUGGUAUAGACUAUAGGUACAAAAUCUAAUUAAAGCUGUGAUAUUUUUUUUUCCCUAAAGUUAUAGUUAUUACUUAAUGAUCACAAGUUUUUGUUUUAACUGUUGUUGUAACAACUGUUACCUGUUCAGCUGUUGUUCACAUAGGUAAACGUAAUCAAGCAAUACUGUUGUUUGUCUUGGAUGCUUGUAAGUAAAUUGGCAAUGCAGGCGUGUUUUGCUUUGUUUCUUUUUUUAAACAUUAAGUAUCAUGUGAUUUUUAUGUUGAAGAAGUUCUUUUCUCAGGCAUAGAUUCUUAUGGAAAACUUUAUGGUGAGGUAUAUUUUUCACAGCCACAGGACUGCAGAUAUGUUGUCUGAAAGUCAUUUCCCCCUGCACUGUGCUAUUCAAAUUAUGCCUGAGAUACAUUUCCUCAGGUCUACUUGUAUCACAGUUUUAUCACUACAAAGGAUCGUAAGGAUAUUAAAAGGAUUUAUAGCAAUUGUUUGUUAUAAGAAUGCAGGCAACUUAGAAGGAAUAAUAGUGUUUCUUGAUCUGGACUUUCACUACAGUCGCUUCAUGUUAAUUUUCCUCCUAAGGUUCUCAUCACUUAGAGGUGUGUUUAAUUCUGCAGCAAAACUUUAAUAUCUGUUUUUACAACCAGUUUCCACACUGAGUGUGUUGCAAAAAA